This is a messenger RNA of Nerophis ophidion (straightnose pipefish), 571 nucleotides long. Its product is annotated as START domain-containing protein 10-like. NCBI's taxonomy places the organism in Eukaryota, Metazoa, Chordata, Actinopteri, Syngnathiformes, Syngnathidae. The transcript is spliced from 3 exons. Bases 96 to 566 code for a protein of 156 amino acids. Gene Ontology annotation, molecular function: lipid binding. The record is from RefSeq and is a predicted model, not a curated record.
GUCAUGUCACCUGAGACACACCUGAAAGCGACACCUCCUUGUCAGCACUCGCAUGGAAAAGCUCCUCGCUCGGAUUUGGGCUCAUUUUGUGCAAGAUGCCCGUUCAGAUCCCGGACGACUCGGACUUCUCGUCCUUUAAAGACCAGUGCCUGAGCGCGGAGGGCUGGACCAGACGCUACCACAAGGGGGGGCUGAGCGUCUGGUGUAGCCCGCAUGAAGGCGGGAGCCUACAAAAGAUCAAGAUGAAACUAGCGUGCAAGGACGUGAGUGCGGAGACUUUGUACGACGUGCUGCACGACAGCAGCUACCGCAGGAAGUGGGACAGCAACAUGGUGGACACCUACGACAUCGGCAGGCUGACGGUCAAUGCAGACGUGGGAUAUUACGCCUGGAGGUGUCCCAGUCCACUGAAGAACCGCGACUUUGUGACCAUGAGGUCCUGGCUCCCGCUGGGCAGCGACUACCUGAUCAUCAACUACUCUGUCAAACACCCGGUAAAUACAGGAUCUUUGCUAUCAAAGAUCAUCAACAUCUUCUUGGCCAGACUAAAACUACUUCUGUAUUAGUCCAA